This is a messenger RNA of Catharus ustulatus (Swainson's thrush), 3966 nucleotides long. RefSeq names its product G protein signaling modulator 1 (gene GPSM1). Gene Ontology annotation, molecular function: protein binding; GTPase regulator activity. The transcript is spliced from 14 exons. The record is from RefSeq and is a predicted model, not a curated record. NCBI's taxonomy places the organism in Eukaryota, Metazoa, Chordata, Aves, Passeriformes, Turdidae. Bases 328 to 2244 code for a protein of 638 amino acids.
CUCUCAGAGCUGCUUGCCUGAGGCUGGCAUGGCUCAGGCAGGAGAGGGAGACUGCAGCCAUCCAGAUACACACAGAGGAGAGAAAAGUAACAGCUCCAACAUGUGACUGGAAUGGAAGUGAAAAAAAAAACCCCAUCCCCAAUUAAAGCCAUGUGUGUUGGUGGAUGGAGCUGCUCCUGAAAGGUUCCUGGAGGCUGUGCAGCACUAAUGCAGCCACUCUGAAAUUCCCUGGAUUUUAGAACAGGCUCCUCCAGCACACGAAAUCCCUGUGGAAGCAGAGCUGUUCCUGCAUGGCAGCAGCACCCCAGCCCAGCACCCUUGUGAAGGAUGGAGGCGUCCUGCCUGGAGCUGGCCCUGGAGGGAGAGCGCUUGUGCAAGGCUGGCGACUUCAAAGCUGGGGCAGCUUUCUUCGAAGCAGCAGUGCAGGUGGGGACAGAGGACCUGAAGACUCUCAGUGCCAUCUACAGCCAGCUGGGCAAUGCCUAUUUCUACCUGAAGGAGUAUUCCAAGGCCCUGCUGUACCACAAACACGACCUUACCCUGGCCAGAACCAUUGGGGACAGAAUUGGAGAAGCCAAGGCAAGUGGCAACCUUGGGAAUACCCUGAAAAUACUGGGGCAGUUUGAUGAAGCUGUGGUUUGCUGCCAGAGACACCUGGACAUUUCUCGGGAGCAGGGAGACAAGGUGGGUGAAGCCAGAGCUCUCUAUAACAUAGGGAAUGUUUACCAUGCAAAGGGGAAGCAUUUAUCCUGGAACACAGCCCAGGACCCGGGUUACCUGCCUCAGGAAGUCAAGGACACGCUACAGAAAGCUUCAGAAUAUUAUGAGAGGAACCUGUCCCUGGUGAAGGAGCUGGGGGACAGAGCUGCACAGGGCCGUGCUUAUGGCAACCUUGGCAACACCCAGUACUUACUGGGCAACUUCAGCGAGGCCAUUGCCUUCCACAAGGAGCGCCUGGCCAUCGCCAAGGAGUUUGGGGACAAGGCAGCCGAGCGCAGAGCCUACAGCAACCUGGGCAACGCCCACAUCUUCCUGGGCAGGUUCGACAUCUCUGCUGACUACUACAAGAAAACCCUCCAGCUCUCCAGACAGCUCAAAGACCAAGCAGUAGAAGCCCAGGCUUGCUACAGCCUGGGGAACACGUGCACACUGCUUCAGGACUAUGAAAAAGCCAUUGAAUACCACCUGAGGCACCUGGUGAUAGCACAGGAGCUGGGGGACAGGGUGGGAGAAGGAAGAGCCUGCUGGAGUCUGGGAAAUGCCUACGUGUCCCUGGGGAGCCAUGAACAGGCUUUGCACUUUGCAAGGAAACAUCUUGAGAUCUCCCAAGAGAUCGGGGACAGGAGCGGGGAGCUGGCAGCACAGCUGAACAUGGCCCAGCUCAGGGCAGCCCUUGGCUUGAGCCCUGGGGAGGAGGACGGGGCUGCAGCUCAUCCCUACUCUGGCUAUGAGGCACAAGGAGCCAGGCCAAAGAGACUCCAGAGGAACAGCAUGGACAGCUUAGACCUCCUCAAGUUCCCUUCUGAAAAGGACCAGAAUGGGGACAGCCACCACGUGGGAGAGCUGAAGAUCUCAGGGAAGGAGUUCUUGUCAUUGCCUGGGAGAACGAAGAAGCACCAGAGGCCCCAGGGACCAGAUGCAUCCCCUCUGGAGGCUGGCCAAGUGCAAGUCCAGGUGCCACAGUCGAAAAUCAACCGGACCCCUUCGGACGAGGAAUGCUUCUUUGACCUGUUGAGCAAGUUCCAGAGUAACCGGAUGGAUGACCAGCGGUGCCCGCUGGAGGAGUGCCCAGCCGAGGCUGCGGAGGCAGCGGCCACGCGGGUCCCUGCCCUGGCAGAGCGGAUAUCACAGUCCACCCUGAUGACAUCUCCACAGACAGAGGAGUUCUUCGACCUCAUUGCCAGCUCCCAGAGCAGGCGCCUGGAUGACCAGCGUGCCAACGUGGGCAACCUGCCCGGCCUGCGGAUAACCCACAACAACCUGGGCCACCUGCGCAUGGAGGGGGACGCCCAGGAGCCCGGGGACGAGUUCUUCAACAUGCUCAUGAAGUGUCAGUCCUCCAGGAUCGAGGACCAGCGCUGUGCCCCCCCUGACUCCAUCCCCCGUGGCCCCACCAUGCCUGAUGAAGAUUUCUUCAGCCUCAUCCAGCGUGUCCAGGCCAAGCGCAUGGACGAGCAGCGUGUGGAUUUGGCCUCACUCCAUGAGGCGGCUGAGGAGGAGCAGCAGAGGCCUAGUUCCAGCUAAGAAUUGGGCUUUGCUCUGGGGGGGUUGUUUCAGCUUUAUUUUGUUUUUUAAAGGAAAAACAGAGUAGGUGGUUUCAAGCCCGAGUGCUCCUGUGCUCCCACUCUUGUCCCAGGAGCUGCACCUCCUUCGUGUUCCUAUGGCAGAGCCCAACGGAUGGGGGACAGUUUUUAAAUAAGGGGUUUUUUUUAGGACACUUGGCCCCUCUAACACUGGCCACAGCACCUGGAAGACUUUAGCAGCCCCUUGCUGAUCACCUAAAACCCCAGGAACUUGGAGCCCACAGGGGGUAGUUAACUCCAGCCUCGAUGUCUUUUAUUUCCACAACACUUUUAUUUAAACAGGGAAAGGGAAGAACACCUUUUCCAUUUUGAAGUCCUUCUGUCUUCCUGACACAAAUAGCUCUGGAUCCUUCUCUGGAACAUCUUGUUCAGCUUUGUUCCUUCUGCAGGAGAAAAAGAGCCCAAGUCCUUUAAACCUUACUCCACCCCAGCUGUAUCCUGGUCCCACACACCUGAGUGUAUUUUAGGUUUGCUGAGGACUCUCUGGAGAGCCCUGGACAUUCUCUGCUUCCAGCUGCAGCCCUGCAGGACCUCCUGAGCAGGGGCAAAGCCUCUCUCACCCUGAGCUUUAGUGGGAUUUGUUACCUCUGGAGCCCACUGCUGUUCCUGGGCAGGGGGAAGGAGGAAAGAGGUCUCUGCCCAAGCCCACGGCAAACAGGGACAGCUCCUGCUGCCACUGAGCCAAUGUGAGGGUGUCCAAGACAGAACCUGUGUGUGACAGGGCCCUGCUUCUACAGCCAGCAAAGCUUUCUGCCCAUGGCUCAGCCCUCCUUCCUUCUGUGUCCAACAGCAGCUCAAGCCAAUGGCCCUUCCCUCUUCUUGUUUCUCCCCAAACCAGCAGUGAGCUGCUCCCAGUGAGGCACUCUGGUUCUGUGCACCUGUCUCCAGCCUCAGGAGAGCCUCAGCCUGUGGGGCUGGCUGGGAACUCACAUUUUCUGUCAUUCCUUCCCCUUUUGGCCCAGCUGGAAAAGCUGGAGGAGGGGAGCAGGGACCUGUAUUUUUCCUUUGCUUGAGCAGACACUAUGCUGGACUUCAGACACUCCAGCGCUGAGUUGUGCCGAAGCAGCGCCGUUCCUGCAGAGAAUAAAUCAGCACUUCCCCUUCCAAAUGUGUUCCAUGGAAACAUUCCCAACCAGCAGGGAGAUAUUUUUAGACCAGUGAUGCUGCUCAUGGGGCAUUUCCCCUGCCUGCACUGACCAUGUGGAGUGGUAGCUGCAGUUUACCUGGGAGCACUCACCUGCUGCUUGGCCAAGGCUCCCUCCUGGGGCUGGGCACAGCUCUGGAGAGGGGGGAGGAGAGGAGCUGCCCAUCCCCAACCUACCAGCCAAGCUGGGAUUUGUAAAAGAGGAAAACAGUGAUGAUGAUGAUGACCUGACCAGCUGCAGGCUGCAGCUUUUAGCCAGGUGGUGAACUGGAACCUGACCAUUAAGCUUUCAGAGGUAUUAUUGAGGUAUUAUUUGCCAUAUACUUGAAUGUAUGAGCUUAUUUAUUUUUUACAUGUGCAUUUGCUAAUGUCAUUUUAAUGGGGAAUUUCCGACCCACAGGUACUUGUUUUUUUCUAAAAAAUAAUCUGCCAAAUGGAUUAAUAUAUUAGAAAUGAAUACAGCUCAAGGGGAAGGGGUGGGGGGAAUUGUGCUUAAUAAAUAUUUGCGUCUAAGCUUCA